AUGGCGACACCCUCAACAGAUGGAAUCCCGCCACUGAACUUUGUCGUGGUCACCGGCGGUAGCAGCGGCAUAGGCGCCAAAAUUGUCCAGAUGUUAGAGGCCAAGAACAUCAAAGUCAUCAUUCUGGACAUAAAUCCGCCGCCUGUCAAGAAUGGUACAAGAACUCCCUUUUACAAGGUUGAUCUCUCAGACGCAGACGCAAUUGCUUCAGUAGCAGAACGCAUCCGAUCUGACCAUGGCCACCCGACAGCUUUGGUAAACAACGCCGGCAUUGCACAUGGUGAGACGAUUCUAUCAGUAACACCAGAGAAGCUUCAGAGGCUCGUCAGCGUUAACCUGGAGGCACCUUUCCUCCUGACGCAGCAGUUUCUUCCCGACAUGAUCAAAAAUAACCACGGGCAUAUCGUCAACAUCGCCAGUUUGGCUUCAUUCUUGACCCAGGCUGCUAACGUUGACUAUGGCGCCACCAAGGUCGGUCUGCUCGCCUUCCAUGAGGGUCUGAAACAAGAGCUCAGGCAUAUCUACAAUGCCCCUGGAGUACGCGCGACCGUCAUUCAUCCGACUUGGGUCAACACUCCAAUGAUUGAGCCAAUUCUCAAGGCUGGCACCCUUGGCCGCUACGUUGAACCAAAAGACGUUGCGGGUGCUGUUGUUAGACAACUCACAUCAGGUAACCUUGCCAGCAACUUCAAGCGUGAGACUACAGUUCCGUCGAGCUUCAACCUCAAGAACGCGACGCUGGUUGAGUUCAACGCGCAUGCUCGGGACUGGACAAAGAUAGAGAAGGAGACCUUCGAAAAGUCAGAGGUCUUUAACAGGUCCGCAACCUCACUAUGCAGAAAAGGCGCGCCACUCAACUACACAGACUCUGAUGUGAUUAUUAUCAACUCUCAAUAUCCCAACAUUUUUCCUCACUGUACAGGCGGAGGCUGUGUUGCCAGCAGGCCCUUUGCCUACAUCACCGUCAACCUCGGCCCUGUAGGACUCGCUCUCGUAGGCAACAAGACCGACACAUCCGGCGCAGGCUGCAAAUACAACCCCCGCUGCCUUAAGCGCGACUUGACCGACGAGAUCCUUUACUGCUACGUCAACAAGACGAGCUUCCUCACACUCCUCCGCGACACGGACGAUAUAUGGUGGUUCCAGACAAUAAUGUCAGGUCCCUGGGGAUCUCGCGACAUCGGAAUCCAUCCCGGCGCCCACAACUCACUUGGCGGUGAUCCCGGUCGCGAUUUCUGGGUCAGUCCCGGAGAGCCGGCGUUCUGGGCACACCAUGCGAACAUCGAUCGGGUCUGGUGGAUAUGGCAGAUGCGGGACCCGGAGGUGCGUGCAGCGAAUGUGUCGACCGCUGUGAAUGGGCCGAUCACCAUGUAUGACUUGUACGAGCCGCAUAAGAAUGCUACUAUCUUUGACCUUCAGAAUCUAGGUUGGGUCGCUGAAGCACAGGAAGUGGCACUGGGUGAGCUCAUGUCGACAACAGAGGGAAUGUUUUGUUAUAUCUAUGAGUAG
Molecule: messenger RNA, 1509 nt
Organism: Fusarium tjaetaba
Lineage: Eukaryota; Fungi; Ascomycota; Sordariomycetes; Hypocreales; Nectriaceae
Product: tyrosinase central domain protein
Exons: 6
Coding region: 1-1509 (502 amino acids)
Molecular function (GO): oxidoreductase activity, acting on the CH-OH group of donors, NAD or NADP as acceptor
Source: RefSeq, a predicted model, not a curated record